Acanthoscelides obtectus is the source of this 225-nucleotide messenger RNA. The record is from the annotation of a GenBank genome assembly. NCBI's taxonomy places the organism in Eukaryota, Metazoa, Arthropoda, Insecta, Coleoptera, Chrysomelidae.
AUGUAUUGUGAUGCACAUGAUUCCGAAUCUGAAGACGAUAGAUCACUGGCCCGUUUCAGAGAUGUUCUGCAAGAUCCACUGGUAGGCAACGUUGGCAUAUCAGAUCAAGUGGUCAACGUUUUACCACAAAACGAUUAUGAAAUGAGCGAAAAUGAUGCUCCAGAAUAUGACUCAGAUGCUGAUCCUUCUUUCGGCACGUGUGAGGUAAAGUUAUGUAAAGAGUAA